GGAAAAAACUGCUUCAUCAAAUUAUUUACUUUUAUAUCCUGAUUGCGGCUUCUGACGAUGGUUGCCCUAGAAUGUAAUUAAGCCCUUAUAUAUUACAGAGGCUAUCAAGAUCUAUCGCCAAAGGAUCAUCAACAAGCAUAAAGCUGAGCACCACACCACGCCACACCAUGGCCACCCCGGCCAGUCGAAUGCUACGCCUGCUGCCAUUGCUGGUCCUCCUUGCCAUGGUCCUUGCGGCAACGGCAGAUGAGGAGCAGCAGCUUCCUAUCACGCUUCCGGGCUGCCCCGACAAGUGUGGAGACGUCAGCAUCCCCUACCCCUUCGGAAUCAAAGCCAACUGCUUCCUUCCGGGCUUUGAGGUCGUCUGCAAUGAAACCCUCACCCCCCCUCGCCCCUUCCUUGCUGCCGACGAGCCGAUUUCCAAUGGAACGACGGCUACAAGGCCGUACAUGAUGGCUUCCAACUACUACUAUGAACCACAACGUCCGCUUCAGUUGAUCAACGAGUCUCUGUCGCCGGUGGAGCUCAUGGACAUAUCAGUGUCCCAGGGGCAACUGCGCGUCCAUGGCGCGUUCAGCUUCGAUUGCAGAAUAAAUCAGACCUACCACUCGACGAGAGUCCAGCUCGUGUAUCUCCCGAUGGCGACAUCAUUCCUCGUCUCGCAAGAGAGGAACGUCCUGUUGGUCAUCGGGCGCAAGGUCGAAGCCAGUAUGCCUGUGCCACUCGAUUGUGGUACAACCCUUGGAGUAAGGACCGCGGGGCGGUGCUUGGGGAAGGGCUGGUGCCAGGGGGACAUACAGGUGAACACGCGUGGCAGCAAAGUGGAGAUCAAGCCCGGAGCCAAUUACAUCGACUGGCCUACCAGCCCAUGCUCUUACGGCAUGGUGGUGGACAACUCCUGGUACAACUUCUCAGAGCAGGACCUUGAUGGUGACAGCUUCUUGCGGAGGAACGAGGAGAGGGGCGUCCCCAUCGUGCUGCACUUCACCAUCAAGGACAUUGAGUGCCCGGCAGAGGGCGAGCCGCCACCCGUUGGUUACGCCUGCGUCAGCAACAAUAGUGAGUGUAUCGAUGGGCCUAUCCUCCCCAGCCACUACUGCAACUGCUCCGAUGGGUUCCAUGGCAAUCCUUACAUUCCCGAUGGAUGCAAAGACAUCGACGAGUGUAAGCAGCCAAAGCUGUAUCCUUGCUACGGGAAAUGCAAGAACACGCCAGGAGGCUACGAGUGUACUUGCCCCACUGGAAAGAGAGGUGAUCCUAAAGCAGGGCAUUGCACCGAUAUAUUUCCUCCGGCAGCAAAGGUGUCUCUAGGUGUCAUUGGUGGUCUUUUUCUCAUGGCAGUUUUAGCCUUCUAUGUGCUUCUUCGCCGAGAAAAAAGGAAGAUGAGAGACUUUUUUGAAAAGAAUGGGGGUCCUACUUUAGAAAAGGUAGAAAAUAUAAAGAUCUACAAAAAGGAGGACCUCAAGCCAAUUCUAAAAAGCACCAAUAUUGUUGGACAUGGAGGCUUCGGUGAAGUUUACAAGGGCCUUCUUGAUAAUACACUAGUUGCAGUAAAGAAGCCUAUUAGUAGUGGUAAUGUGGCACACAACGAACAAUUUGCAAAUGAAGUCAUUAUCCAAUCUCAAGUCAAUCACAGGAACAUUGUUAGGCUCAAAGGUUGUUGCCUAGAAGUUGAUAUCCCAAUGCUGGUCUAUGAGUUUCUCCCCAAUGGUAGCCUCCACGACAUUCUUCACAGUAAUGACAAAGUACCUCUCGACUUGGAUAGACGUUUAAGUAUUGCUGCAGAAUCAGCAGAUGGUUUAGCUUAUAUGCAUUCAAAAGCCAAUCAUAAAAUCCUACAUGGGGAUGUGAAACCGGCCAAUAUACUAUUGGAUGAUAACUUCAUACCAAAGAUAUCUGACUUUGGCAUAUCAAGGUUGAUUGCGACAGAUAAACAGCACACCAAUUAUGUAAUUGGUGACAUGACAUAUAUGGAUCCAGUAUAUUUACAGUCAGGCCUUCUAACUGACAAAAGUGACGUCUACAGUUUUGGAGUUGUGCUCUUGGAACUCAUAUGCAGGAAGAAGGCCACACACAAAGAUAAUAACAGCAUAAUCAGGGAUUUUCUUCAAGCUCACAAAACGGAUAACAGAGCAAAUGAGUUAUUUGACAAGGAAGUUGCAAUAGCAAGCAAUAUGGAACACCUUAAUUGUGUUGCAGUGAUUGCUGUGGAAUGCCUGAACCUUGAUGUGAAUCAAAGGCCACAUAUGACAGAUGUAGCUGAACGUCUUCUUGUGUUGAAGAGAUCAUUACGUCGUGAAUAGAAUAACAAGGCAAGUGCCAAAAAGAUUAUGGAUGUUCUACUGUGGCCAACAAGCAUGUGGAAUAAGAUAAGCAACUACCAGUGUGGUUAUAUUUUCUUUUUCCUUUGGUCAUAAUUCUUAUCAGCUAGCCCUGUUUCACUUUCUGGAAGGAUCUUCAAGUUUGGACCAAGUUUGUGUUACACCGUAUCGCAUUAUGUAUAUUUUUGCACUCAUAUUAUAUCCUCCUGGUCAUGCAAUACCCUAUACUACCGAACACAUCAAUAUGUUUGCACUCAUAUUAUAUUUGUAUCUACGGCGUCACUAGAUGGCAUCUUGACUUACAUA
Phragmites australis (common reed) is the source of this 2627-nucleotide messenger RNA. RefSeq names its product wall-associated receptor kinase 2-like. The record is from RefSeq and is a predicted model, not a curated record. Gene Ontology annotation, molecular function: calcium ion binding; ATP binding; polysaccharide binding. Gene Ontology annotation, biological process: cell surface receptor signaling pathway; protein phosphorylation. Gene Ontology annotation, cellular component: plasma membrane. The coding region runs from base 168 to 2303 and encodes 711 amino acids. The transcript has 3 exons. NCBI's taxonomy places the organism in Eukaryota, Viridiplantae, Streptophyta, Magnoliopsida, Poales, Poaceae.